UCGAGGCUCGAGGGCGUGGACUUCACCGCGUUGUCCUACGAGAGGAGGUUCGGCGAUUUCGGGCACGGCCAAACUGCAGGCUCCAGGGUCUCUUACGUGCCCGUUCUUUUGCACGCCCCUAGUGUUUUCCACACCUGUCGAAGUACACAGUCACAUACGUUCUCACUUUGUGGACGGUGAGUUUGUCCUGCUGCUUGUGGACGGUGAGUUUGUCCUGCUGCCGUCUGGCUUCGAAGAUGGACACAUUGAUGACGCUCCCGUCGCCGACCCCAGCAACCAAAUACCGAGCAGUGGGAUCCGCGGGCCUGGACCAGGUCAUGAGGGAGCUGACGAUCAACACGGCCAAGAACGUGGUGGCCUUCGACGGGGCCAACAGACGCCUGCAGGGCGCGCUGAGCCAGGUGGCGCUCGCCGGCGAACAGCAUCCAUACCUGGAGCCGGUCAAGCAGGGCACCAAGAAGUACGAGGCCGAGAAGAAGGUAGCGUUGUCCAUCGAGGAGCGCGCACUUCUCGUUCCAGCAAGCGCCGCGAAGCUGGACAAGUCGGCCCCCGACGAGAAGAAGAAACCGGUGAUUGCGUACCACUCCAGCCAGAGCGACAUCAACGCGAUUUUAGGCCAUGUCAUCACGUGUCACCAAAAGAAGGCGCAUCGUCAGAAAACUUGGGGCGACAACGACAGAUACAAGAUCGCGCUGCUGGCGAUCCCAAAGUUGAGCGUGGCGUCGGUGGAGAUUUUCACUGUGAUCGCUCUCGAGCCAGAGGCGGAGGUCAAGAAAGGGGCGCCCCCUCGUAACCCCAACAUCAGGAAGGUCUUCGCGGGGCUGGUGGGGAUAGGGGAGUACCAGGAGAUGGCGCAGACGCAGGAAUAUCAUUGUGUUUUCAGGCGCAGGGGACUGAACGAUAGUGGUGGGCCGUGUCUUAGAGGACCAGAUGACCAUCUGAGGGGCCUAUCGGCGAAUCAGCACGUUCCGCCGACCCCGCCUUGUAGUGUGUGCCACUCGAGAUCAGUUUCGCGAGCUCGUGAACUUCGCGGGAUUUAAUGUCUAGGCGACAUCCAGACAUCCGAAUGUGCCCUGCUGGACUGCGGGCGGUGAAAGCCCGCGCUUUCAUCGCCGCCGCCGUUCCAGCGUGGGGGGGCCAGUGCGUCGUAACAUUUUGUUGUUCCGGCUUCGCGGUGCGUCUUGUCACUUGGAGUGGGCAGGAGGCCCCUCGCGAAGAUCGAGGGGGCCUCAGCUUAGUUGUGCCUCGCGACCGUGCUUCCAGUUCGAUACUGGGCGCGAUUCAUAUUCUCUGGCAGUGCGACCGGGGAGUCUCAGAGGUUAGAGAAGAAG
Prorocentrum cordatum is the source of this 1331-nucleotide messenger RNA. NCBI's taxonomy places the organism in Eukaryota, Dinophyceae, Prorocentrales, Prorocentraceae. The record is from the annotation of a GenBank genome assembly.